AUGAUUUGGUACAAUGCCGCAUCCUGGACCGACGUCCUCUUCAGAUGGGAGGGAACGACCAUCCAGGCCUGCUGUAACAAGCUGGGCCUCUUCUUUGUUUACCUGGUGACGGCUUUUCUUCUCGAAGAGUUCCUCGACAUGAACUUCGGGAACGCCUUCAAGCACAGCGAAAUUUGGGGCAAGUGCCUUUGCUUUCUCAUCGUCUUCCGUGCCAACUCCUCCUACAAGCGAUACUGGGAGGGGCGGAUGCAUGCAGUCGAGUUUUACUCGAACCUGCGAUCGGUGGUGAUGUUGGCCUGCGGCCUCUUCCGAGGAGGGCAGGGCCAGUACCUCUGGAACCGCAGGUGCGGAGAGGAUGGCUUCAAUCUUCCAUGGAAGCAGAGCUUGGAUGACGAGGACGAUUACCGGGCCUCCCACGCCCGCAUGGACGUGGUCCGGUUCGCCAUCGCCGCCGCUGUCGGCCUCAAGAUCCACCUCCGGAUGAGUAGCUCUGGCUACUACGACGGCGAACUGGAUGACUACGACAAGUGGCGGCUGAACUGGGACCGCAUGCGCCUACGAACGCUGAUGACAGAGGAGGAGUUUGGUGAAGUGGAUCGUGCGAUCCAUGUGGAGGAGACCCACGAGGAGAUGCAGCUCCUCUGGUCCACCGGCAAGACCGAGCCCCAGGUGUUCCACGAGCGAAAAGCGCCGCAACACCCGAACGGAAACUUCUUGGUGUCCAUGGAGCCUUCCUAUCGCCAGCUGCUGGUGAUUAUCAACUUCCUCCUGAUGUCAAUCAAGCUGCAUGCCAACGAGCCGUAUGGCUUCAAGGAGCGCUUCCUUCCAGAAUUCAUCAAAAUGAGCACCAUGCUCAUGAGAUCGCAAGACCGCGUGAAUACCGCGCUUUGCACGCCUCUGCCACUUCCCUACGUGAACUUGGUCCGGCUGCUUUUGUUGCUCUACCUCCUCUCUGUGGUGUUCUACAUCCAACACGAGGACGGGAUUUGGGCCAACGUCUUCAUGCCCACCGUUGCAGCACUGGCCUUGCUGGGCAUCGAUCAGAUCGGCACCGAGCUUGAAAACCCGUUCGGAGACGAUGCCAACGAUCUGGAUGUGCAGGAGAUGAUCUGCACUUUCGAGAAGGAGAUGCUUCGGUUCUUAGACACUCAGCAGGCAGAGCCGAAGAGUGAACUCUCCGGCGACUCCUCCGCCCGCAGCUGCUUUGUAUGGCUUCCUGUGCCGCAGUUCAUGCAAGAUGAAUGCUCCAAGCCCUGGCAAUGGUACGUGGCCGUGAAGAGCCAGGUGGAACACAUCAGCAUCCCUCGUUCGCGUGGGGUUAGCGGUGUGCACAUGCACAACUUGAACGCGAAGACCGGGCGAACGUGA
Molecule: messenger RNA, 1368 nt
Organism: Symbiodinium sp. CCMP2592
Lineage: Eukaryota; Dinophyceae; Suessiales; Symbiodiniaceae
Source: the annotation of a GenBank genome assembly